Messenger RNA from Arctia plantaginis, 1302 nucleotides. The record is from the annotation of a GenBank genome assembly. NCBI's taxonomy places the organism in Eukaryota, Metazoa, Arthropoda, Insecta, Lepidoptera, Erebidae.
AUGUCUAAAUAUGUAUUUAGUGUUAGUUUCUGUGUAUUUUUAUAUAUACUAAGUGUUAAAUGUCAGUUGGAAGAAGGUGCCGAUUGUUUCUCACAAGCAGAUAACCUAAAAGGUAGAUGUGUCAACCUGAAGCGUUGCCUGUCUGUCCUCACUGAUAUUAGAACCAAAAAAUAUCCGCAGCUUUGUUCAUUCAGCGGACGUGAUCCAAUAAUAUGCUGCACCGAUUGUGAACUAGUCAAUAAUACAAGCAAUUACUUGACUGGUGCAGACGGAGCCAUUUAUUUGAAAAGUGGACGCAAAGCUAAAGAUAAGUGUCUUGAAUACAUAGCGAAUUUCAAUUACCCAUGUUACUUGAAAAUUGGACUCAGGAAACGUGUGUCCAGCGAUAAGACAUGCUUGGAAUACGAUGUUGUCAUACCGUUUGCUGCGGUGGGUGGAACCGAAUGUAUGGAAUAUGUAGCGAGUUUAAACUACCCUUGUCCUAAACGGGAGGGGUUGAGUCGGCAGUUGGAGUAUAUGGAUAAAAAAUGCUUCGUCUAUGAGGCAGUUUUUGGUGCCGCCGCAGUGGGCGGGCAAGAUGCAAACCGAAGUGAAUUUCCUCAAAUGGCCUUAUUAGGUUAUGGAGAUAGUUUAGACACUGCGCAGUGGCUGUGUGGUGGAUCCGUUAUCAGUGAGAGAUUCAUUCUGACUGCUGCACAUUGCGUAUUUAGCAAAUCAGUGGGUACAGUAAAAUAUGCAGCUAUGGGUAUCCUGAAGCGUACAGACCCUCCGGAAACAUGGCAAAGGUAUAAUGUGAAGAGGGCCAUCCGCCAUCCGGAGUAUAAGCCUCCGAGCAAGUACAACGACAUCGCAUUAUUGGAAGUCGAUAGAACGAUCAAAUUCAACAAGGAUGUUUUACCAGCCUGUCUCAAUACGGGUGGUGGUAAUGAGAUAGAGGCCACGGCUACAGGCUGGGGAACCCUGGGACAUCGACAGUCUCUCGCGGAUAUCUUACAAGUGGUACAGUUGGAACAGUUUUCAGCUGAGGAAUGUUUUGCUGCAUACCCACCUCAUAGACAUUUACAGAACGGAUACAAUCAUGCGUCUCAAUCUUGCUACGGAAGCAAGAACAAUAAGAUUAUUGACACUUGUGAGGGUGACAGCGGUGGUCCUUUACAAAUUACCUCAAAAUUUGGAAGUUGUAUUUAUGAUAUAAUAGGGGUGACAUCCUACGGGAGACCAUGUGGAGUCGUCGGCAAUACAGGAAUGUACACCAAAGUAGAAUACUAUGUACCCUGGAUUGAAAGCAUUGUAUGGCCUUGA